This is a messenger RNA of Nothoprocta perdicaria, 3234 nucleotides long. RefSeq names its product nuclear VCP-like (gene NVL). Gene Ontology annotation, cellular component: nucleus. Gene Ontology annotation, biological process: ribosome biogenesis. The transcript has 23 exons. The coding region runs from base 1 to 2583 and encodes 860 amino acids. Gene Ontology annotation, molecular function: ATP binding; RNA binding; preribosome binding. The record is from RefSeq and is a predicted model, not a curated record. Lineage: Eukaryota; Metazoa; Chordata; Aves; Tinamiformes; Tinamidae.
AUGCGGAGCCGCGCGGGGCCCUUCGUGGACGUGCGGCUGAAGCAGCGCGUGAAGCAGUACCUAACAAGUGGUAAAUGCGGCCAAUACGUAGACAUUGGGAUUUUAGCAUCAGAUUUACAGAAAAUCUACAGUGCAGAUUACGGACGAAGAAAAAGAAAUGCUUUCAGAAUACAAGUUGAAAAAGUGUUUGGAAUAAUCAGUAACGAAAAAGAACGUGAAGAUCUAGCAGUUUUAGAAGCUGAACAUGUGGCAAAAAGAGCAAGGCAAGGACAGGACAAAAACRAGACUGCAGGAAGUAGCACAGAUGACUCUGAUGAUGAUGAUUAUCCAGAAGAUCUAUCUACAAAUCACAUGAACAGCUCCCUGCUGACCUUAUACAAGAAGGGAAAUCCUGAUUCUGUUCUGACCRCUCCAAAAAGUGAAUCAUUGGAAACCCCUGCUUCUGCACAAGCAACAGCCCCUCGUACAAGCAGUCUGGCACCAGAGACUCGAGUUGAAACAAGGAUCUCUGAAGGUGGUUGGUUCAUUGACARAACUCCCUCUAGAAAGGAGUUCUUCACUGACCUUUCUGAGAAUGGAGAGGGAGAUGAGAAGAAACUGAUUUCUAAGAAAUCAACAGAUUUUUCUGUCUUGGAGAGUGAACAAAAGAAGACAAAAGGGAAGAGAACAAAAAGAAAAAAAGAAGAAUUUCCAGAUGUAGAUGAACAAAUUGAGUCUAUCUUGCUUAAACAGAAGGCAGUUAAAAGCAAGGGACCAGAACUUUACCACCCUUCAGUGAGGUUUGAAGAUGUUGGAGGCAAUGAUGAAACUCUUAAGGAAAUCUGCAAGAUGCUCAUUCAUGUCCGUCAUCCUGAAGUCUAUAACCACUUGGGUGUGAUCCCUCCUCGCGGUUUUCUUUUACAUGGACCACCAGGAUGUGGAAAGACACUGCUAGCACAGGCAAUUGCUGGGGAACUUGAGCUCCCAAUGCUGAAAGUAGCAGCAACAGAGAUGGUGUCUGGAGUGUCGGGGGAAUCUGAGCAGAAACUGAGAGAAUUGUUUGAACAAGCUGUGUCGAAUGCCCCGUGCGUCCUUUUCAUAGAUGAGAUUGAUGCAAUCACCCCAAAAAGAGAAGUUGCAUCGAAGGACAUGGAGCGGAGAAUCGUUGCCCAGCUUUUGACUUGCAUGGAUGACUUGAAUAACGUGGCUGCCACUGCCCAGGUUCUUGUUAUUGGAGCAACCAACAGACCUGACUCGCUGGAUCCCGCACUGAGGCGAGCUGGGAGAUUUGAUCGAGAAAUUUGUUUAGGGAUUCCAGAUGAAGCAGCAAGAGAAAAAAUUCUAAAGACCCUGUGCCGAAAACUUAAGCUCCCYGAGUCCUUUGAAUUUCGUCAUUUAGCCCAUAUGACUCCAGGUUACGUGGGGGCUGAUUUGAUGGCACUGUGUCGGGAGGCAGCUAUGUGCACAGUGAACAGAAUCCUGAUAAAAUCUGAGGAGCACAAGCGGAAAUGCAUGCCGGGUGGAGGAAACACAGCUGAAGAAAGCAUGGAAAUUGGAACAGCAGCCCUGGUGGAAGAGGAUACCAAACAUCCAGAGCUUCCCUCCAGGGAUGAAUUGCAGAGGCUUUUGGAUUUGCUGAAGCAGGAAGAUCCCUUGCCUGAGGAGCAGCUGCAAAAGCUGUACAUUGAGAUGAACGAUUUUAUUGUUGCGCUGUCGUCAGUGCAACCCUCUGCCAAGAGAGAAGGCUUUGUCACAAUUCCUGAUGUGACGUGGGCAGAUAUUGGAGCUUUGGAGGAUGUUCGAGAGGAGCUGACUAUGGCAAUACUGGCACCUGUGCGGAACCCGGAGCAGUUUAAAGCUCUGGGCCUGACUACCCCAGCUGGUGUUCUCCUUGCAGGGCCUCCUGGCUGCGGUAAAACGCUCUUAGCUAAGGCUGUGGCAAAUGAGUCUGGACUGAACUUCAUAUCUGUGAAGGGUCCUGAGCUACUGAAUAUGUAUGUUGGUGAAAGUGAACGUGCUGUACGCCAGGUAUUCCAGCGUGCCAGGAAUUCAGCCCCUUGUGUCAUAUUUUUUGAUGAAGUCGACGCUCUGUGCCCCCGGAGGUCUGACCGUGAAUCAGGAGCCAGUGUCCGAGUAGUUAACCAGUUACUCACCGAGAUGGAUGGCCUGGAGAAUCGUCAGCAAGUCUUCAUUAUGGCUGCCACCAACAGGCCAGAUAUCAUUGACCCAGCUAUCCUGCGUCCCGGUAGGCUCGAUAAAACACUCUACGUGGGUUUGCCACCACCUGAAGAUCGACUUGCUAUUUUAAAGACCAUCACCAAAGAUGGCACUCGCCCUCCACUGGACGCUGAUGUGAAUCUGGAAGAUAUUGCUUUUAGUCAGCACUGUGACUGUUACACGGGUGCAGACCUUUCCGCUUUAGUGCGUGAAGCUUCAAUUUGUGCCUUGAGACAGGAAAUGGCCCAGCAGAACAGCAAAAGCAAGACAGGUGAAAUCAAGAUUUGCCAUAAACACUUUGAAGAAGCUUUUAGGAAAGUGAAAUCCUCAGUGUCUAAAAAGGAUCAAGUAAUGUAUGAAGAACUGCGCCAGUCACUGCACAGAUGAUACAUUUGGACAGUUCCCCAGRGAGACUUGCAUUGGUGAACUUCAUAAUACCUGUGUCUGAUUUCAGAUCUUUAUAACUUUUUAAUCUGCUUCUGAAAAGAAAAAGCUGUUGUAACCUAAUGCUYUGAGCCAGCCUUCAUUUAACUACAUCCAGAAUAAGAGGUAGGAAAACAAAAAAACAAAAACAAAACCCACCCUUUUCCCUUUUUGCUUAUCACUAUUUUGACCAAAAGAUACUCAAUAUUUAGGCUUAGAUUACUUAGAUUAUGUUUGGUGCCCUUAAUCCUUCAGGGACAGAGAGGCUACCCCCUUCAGUGUGUAACUGUUCAGAUACUUGCUCUUAGCCRUAAAUGAAAACAGCUGCUCUCAGGAACAAGGAUUCAUAAGAAUUAUUCCAAGAGCAGAGCUGGGAGACUAGAUCAGGGGAGGGCCCCCCUUUUGUUAUCACACCCUUUAAUCCUGAUUUCCCAAAUAAGGGGACAUGGGAUGAUUGAGCCGGAGUAGGUUCUCAGAGUUGCUUCAACUUCCUUUUAUCUUAUCAAAAGAAGCCAGCCAGAGAUGGCAAUGUAGUCAAAGGAGGUAAAGCCUGGAAGUCUGARGAAUGUUAGUGUAUGAUUUAAGGGCAUCUAAAAAAUUCAGAGUUAUUUUGCA